AUGGCCUUCUGGAGCUCCUCGUCUCUUGGCCUCCUGUCUCUCUUCCUUACCCUCCACCUCGCCACCACCACAACCUCCGCUGCGUCAGUUACCACCACCGGUAUCCGCCUCGGCCUCAUCCGAAAACCAUCCCCAGAUGUCCCCAUCUUCCGUGAAGCCCCAGCUUUCCGCAAUGGGGAGACUUGUGGGUCUCCUUCCACAGACCAAAUUCACGUAGCCAUGACUCUUGAUGCCAAUUAUCUUAGAGGCACCUUGGCCGCUGUUUUGUCAAUUCUUCAACACUCAACGUGCCCCGAAAACGUCAUGUUUCAUAUCCUCUGGACGAGAUUCGAACCUGAGAUCUUUUCAAGCAUCAAAUCAACCUUCCCUUACCUAAAAUUCAAGGUCUACCGCUUUGAUGCCCAUAGGGUUCGUGGGCUAAUCUCCAAAUCCAUUCGUCAAGCUUUGGACCAACCUCUUAACUAUGCUCGAAUCUAUCUCGCAGAUAUAAUUCCGACCGACGUUAAACGAGUUAUCUACCUUGAUUCUGACCUUGUAAUGGUGGACGAUAUUGCAAAGCUGUGGGGGGUUGAUAUGGGUGACAAGGUGUUGGCUGCACCAGAGUAUUGUCAUGCAAAUUUCACACAGUAUUUCACCGACGCAUUUUGGUCCGACCCAUCUCUGGCGAAGACAUUUUCCGGCCGGCGACCUUGUUACUUCAACACUGGUGUAAUGGUGGUGGAUGUGGAUAAGUGGAGACAAGGUGGAUAUACACAGAAGGUUGAAGAAUGGAUGGUGGUACAGAAGCAGAAGAGGAUAUACCACCUGGGUUCUUUGCCACCUUUCUUGCUUGUUUUGGCCGGAGAUAUAACAGCCGUCGAUCACCGGUGGAACCAGCACGGUUUGGGUGGUGAUAAUAUUGAAGGUAAAUGCCGGGGUUUGCAUCCUGGUCCAAUCAGUCUCCUUCAUUGGAGUGGCAAGGGUAAGCCAUGGUUAAGGUUAGACUCAAGGAAGCCCUGCGCUGUUGAUCAUCUAUGGGCUCCUUAUGAUCUUUAUCGUUCAACAAAACAUUCUUUUGAAGAAUGA
Molecule: messenger RNA, 1065 nt
Organism: Ilex paraguariensis (yerba mate)
Lineage: Eukaryota; Viridiplantae; Streptophyta; Magnoliopsida; Aquifoliales; Aquifoliaceae
Source: the annotation of a GenBank genome assembly